Molecule: messenger RNA, 2633 nt
Organism: Hydractinia symbiolongicarpus
Lineage: Eukaryota; Metazoa; Cnidaria; Hydrozoa; Anthoathecata; Hydractiniidae
Product: probable cytochrome P450 4s3
Exons: 13
Coding region: 190-2340 (716 amino acids)
Biological process (GO): superoxide anion generation
Molecular function (GO): iron ion binding; protein binding; monooxygenase activity
Source: RefSeq, a predicted model, not a curated record
UUAUUUCGUGCAGUGCAAUAUUGAAGUGGGACAAGAUUGAAAGUGGUUUUGAUUUUACUUGUGACACAAUCGAAAUUUUUUAUCGUGUUGAACUGUUUUUAGAAAAUAUUUUUGUAAAUAUAUAUGUAUAUUGAAAAAACAACAACCAAAGAGUAAAAGCUUAUUCAACAGGUCACUUACCGUUAAGUCAUGUCUUCGGCGGAUGAUGUACAAGCGUGGUUCGAUGCCGUACAAUUAUACGAUGAUGGAAACAUUGAAGAAGCCAUCCAGAAGUUUCGUGAAGUGACAUCAAAUUCAAAAAUGUUGUUUGACAUCGGUUGUUGUUAUUUGCGCAUAAAUAAUGUCAAUUCCGCAAUACAGAACUACCAAGCUGCAGUUGACUUGGACGGACACAUGGCGAUUGGAUAUUUUAUGCUCGGAUUGACAAAUUACCUUAAAAUGAAUUACGAUAAAUCAAUGAAGAACUUUGAAGAAUCUUUGAGCUUGCUCAGAGGAAAUAGAUUUGUGGAUUAUAAACAACUGGGAUUGAAAUACCAACUCUACUCUUGUGAGAUCCUAACCAACCAAGCUGUCAUAGCCUAUAGUCAAAAUAAACUUGGACAAGCGAAAGGACUUUUACUGCAAGCUGUUGGGUGCAAAGCAGAGAAAAGACACGAUAGCAUAGUGGAUUUAUUAAGCAUGCUACAGGCUGGCUACCCGAUUACUCCAUUUAUUCCUCCACAAAGUGAAAUAUUUCGGCCACCUAAAGCAGCAGUGGAUAACUUAAAGAAAAAGAAUUAUCUUGGAAAAUCAAAGGUAAUCUCAACAGAAAAUACAGAUGAGAUAUACGCGUGCUUUUCAGGUUUAAAAGAAACACAGACUAAACAGAUGAUUCUGAUAACUUUCGCUACAAUCAUAUCCAUCAUUCUUGGUUAUAAGCUGUAUGAGUCGUGGUCAGACAAACUUAAACAUAUACGUCAACCAUGGUCAUGGCCAUUUUUUAAACAUUAUCCAUAUUUUUGGAAAGCAGACCACUUGCUUGUGUAUGAAAAAUUUGCCAAAGAUUACAAACAGGAUGGCUUGUUUCGCAUCAACAAUUUGACACUUCCUGAGCAAGUUGUCCUUCUAGAUCCUGAAUUUCCGAAAUAUGUUCUAUCCCAUCCAGAAACAUUCGCCCGUUCAGAUCUCUUGGAUAAAGCCGUCCCGUUAAUUAAAAACGGGUUACUUCUCGCACGCGGAGAAGCGCACAAAUGGCAGCGGAAGAUUUUAAGUCGCUCGUUUACUCCUGAGAAAUUACGAAGUUAUAUGGCGACUUCAAAUAAACACGCUAAAAUUUUAAUUGAGAACUGGUUAAAAAAAGACGGAGAGAACAUUCAAGUCUUGAAAUAUUUCCAACUAUUCUCAUUUGAAAUCGUUAGCGAAGGGCUGUGUAAUUACACAACAGGUGAUGUCUUGGCGAAAAACGAAUUCACUAAGGCUUGUAGUAUGGUUCUUAGUUUAAUCAAUAACUCCAAUACACAUCUUCUUCUGAGAUUAUUUCCAUUCUUGAAACACGCGCCUUUUGGUCCAGGUCAAGAAAGAAGAGACGCUAUAACCUACGUGGAAAGAGUCAUAACCAAGAUCAUAAUGGAACGAAAAGAAAAAAUCUCAAAUAACGAAGACAUACCAGACGACUUUUUGUCUUGCAUGCUUCUCGAUCAAAUGAAAAAUACAAACACGUCAACUGAUGACCAGGUGUUUACCGACAAACACAUCCGCGAUAACUUGUUUACAUUUUUGCUUGGUGGAUAUGAAACGACGUCGACAGCUUUAACAUGGAUUCUUUACGCACUCGCUCUGUAUCCGGACGUUCAAGAAAAAGCCCGCAAAGAAGUAAAAAGUAUAUUGGAAGAACGUGACGAUGUUAAACUAGAAGACAUCAAUGCAAUGCGCUAUUUAACAAACGUGGUUAAAGAAACGCUCCGUGUAUAUAAUUCGUCAAUCCGAGUUGGCCGAAUUGCAACAAAGGAUUGUAAGAUAGGAGAAUAUUUCAUACCGAAAAAUCAGAUGAUAAAAACCGUGUUUAAUUUAUUCCAUAUGAAUGAAGAAUUGUUUCCGCAACCGAACGAGUUUAGACCAGAAAGAUUUGACGAAAAAGAGAACAUCAACAAAGCAGGCUCUUGGCUUGCCUUUGGAUAUGGACCUUACAGCUGCAUUGGGAAAAAAUUCGCUAUGAAUGAAAUGUUGACGUGUGCAGCAAGACUGUUGAUGAAUUUCAAAUUGACGGUAGACGAAGAUAAAAGGUGUUUUAUACGACAAAUACAACUCACUGUGACUGCCACACCACCAGUAACAAUACGUAUUCAUAAGUUAACCUCAUAACAUGGUUUUAGUCUUGUGCUUGCAAUUAUGAACGAAAGAACAAUCGGUUACAAGAACGUUCACACAGUUCUUUUGCAAUAUGAAAAAAACAUCAAUAAAGAAAGGAUUUAUUUACAACUAAAAUAUCGUUUCAACAACAAUAAUAAAUAUUAAUCUUUUUACACAAACGUGAUUUUUAACAAUUAUGGACUUCUUACACUUUAGACAUAAAAUUAGACUUUUUAAUCUAGUUUUUUUUUAUGUUUGGAAACCGGUAUAUCAGAUUGAAUUUAGAACAAGUUUUUGAGAAGUAA